GUUCCCGUUAUAGCUGUUUUCACAGAUUUUGACCGAUUGAUGGACGAGACGAUAUAUACGCUGUGCACGGAUGACAGUAAGACUUACGACCCGCGCUCACCACAGAAUCAGCUUUCUGCGAGCGUCAUAGACGCAGCCAGAGAAUCCGUUGUACAGCAAUUCGAAGCGGGGUAUAAAACUGUCUUGAUGCAAACACCUUACCCUCCCGAUGCGGUUGUCGCAAUACCCAACUCCCGUAAAUCUACUCGAGCGCGCAAUUACCUUGCGGACGUGGUUCAGGCAACGAUGACUUCGCUCAGAAGUGGCGAUGAACUUGCCAGGGGUCUUUCUGGUCAUCGUUUAGAAGCCCUGUUUGUUGCGGCUCAGAGAGCAGAUGUCGAUCCCAAGUACCAACUGUCGCUUUUGUAUGGACUUCCGGAUACAAUCUCCCAGAUAGAACUUGAGGUCCCGCGUCUUCCUUUUCGGCGGAGGCUUAUUCAAAUCUGGGGUACGUCUUUUACUGUGACAGAAAUCUUAUCUACGUUCAAAAAAUAUGUUGAGAAUGAUCGGCGAACCAUUGGUAAUAGUGCUGUCGGCUCCAUUCCUCGCCCAGAACUCGCAGCUAUGUCCGCCUUGGAGCGCAAAGGAUGUAGAUGUGCGCAAUUAGUGGCUGAUCUAACAUUCAUCAUGGCGCAGAUUUUCUUGCUGAAAAUCCAAAAGGCUUAUGUCCUGGAAGCUCUCAUCAAAGAGUACACAGGCUCGGAUGCGUUUAGAUCCAUACAGGAGGGUGUAAUCAAAAUAUACCGGUCUUCUCGUAGGAAUCGGCAAAGCUUGGGCGAUGGGACACGGAUUGUCAUGCCGCAAAUCCAACGCCAGCUGGAAGACCUUGUGAGGCGUGUCUCCUCCAAUGCGGCAGAUCGGUUCAGGCUGUUGAUAAUUGGGAAGCCUGGUGAUGCCAAGGUUACGAUCCUCCACAAGGUUUUAGGCGAAGGAAGUUUAAGCACUGUCCCUAAAAUCUCCAACGAAUACCGCAUUUUUGCGGAAACAACGUCCAGUGAUAAUGGCUUUCUAGUAGUUCAUGACGCGGACGAGCCGGAGGGUCAAAAGGAACUUUGUGUCAUCACACAAUUUAUGGCGUCUCGCAGAGGAGAAGACCUAAAGAAGCAGCUGCAUGCAAUAUGGUACAUACUGGAGCUCUCAGGGAAAACCAAAAUUACUGAGCUGCCAUUCUUCGCUGUGCGACACGAAGUGCCGGUGGUGGCAAUCAUCUGUCUACCCUUCGAAAUGAUUCCGGAGGACGCCCUGCGCAUUAAAUCUGCGCAUGCUGCUGCAUUGAAGCAGACUGCGUACCCUCCUGAAGCCCUCGUGAUGGUGAUCGAGCCGCGGAAAUCCACACCAAAGGAUAGUCAGUUGACUGAAUUGAUCCAAGCAACUAUUGAAUUGCUUAGAGUUGGUGAUAAAAUCCCGAGAGAUGAUCCACGCCGUCAGUUGGAAAACCUUUUCGUUGCCGCUCAAAUGGCAGAUGUUCGACCUAAACGACACCUGUCAUUAUCGUAUGUGUUCCUGUAAUCUUGGAGAACGAAGCAGAAUUCCCACCAACAUUGUCACAGAAACUGAGGGUCAUUCAGAUUUGGGACAUCCCUUGGCCGGUGGA
Messenger RNA from Suillus subalutaceus, 1633 nucleotides. RefSeq lists its product as uncharacterized. The transcript is spliced from 13 exons. Lineage: Eukaryota; Fungi; Basidiomycota; Agaricomycetes; Boletales; Suillaceae. The coding region runs from base 40 to 1548 and encodes 502 amino acids. The record is from RefSeq and is a predicted model, not a curated record.